CCUCCGUCAAUGAACAAUAUCCAGAUGGAAGAGUACCAGGGUCCCUUGAUCCCCCUGCAAUCCAUACCAUCAGAUAUUGAAGCCCAGCUAGCCGGCAUUGUGCGAAAUGUCACUUGGCAUUUCGCAGGUCAAGCCCACACCUACGUGGCGGACUUUGAUGUUGUGGAUACAGACCGUUUCGAUGUCUUGAUAAGUCAGUUUACUCUCAACACGUAUCAAUUCCUUCCCCGGGUCUCGACUCCACGGACGGAACCGCGAGAUCUCGAUUCGACGGCUUGAACUCUCAAGCAUAUAUUAGUUACCCA
Molecule: messenger RNA, 305 nt
Organism: Penicilliopsis zonata CBS 506.65
Lineage: Eukaryota; Fungi; Ascomycota; Eurotiomycetes; Eurotiales; Aspergillaceae
Exons: 1
Coding region: 10-279 (89 amino acids)
Source: RefSeq, a predicted model, not a curated record